Molecule: messenger RNA, 1599 nt
Organism: Plasmodium relictum
Lineage: Eukaryota; Apicomplexa; Aconoidasida; Haemosporida; Plasmodiidae
Product: RNA-binding protein, putative
Exons: 1
Coding region: 1-1599 (532 amino acids)
Biological process (GO): mRNA cis splicing, via spliceosome
Cellular component (GO): precatalytic spliceosome
Molecular function (GO): RNA binding
Source: RefSeq, a predicted model, not a curated record
AUGGAUAGCUUAUAUGGUGAUUUGCCUCCUCCAAUAUCUAAUAAAAAUUUAGGAAAAAAUGAACACAUAAAUUCCUUAAGAAAACAAAAAAAUUACAUUGAAAUAAAUAAAAGUUUAAUAACUCCUGUGAUUGUUCAAAAAAAAAUUGCAAAUAUUAAAAAUUUAAAUAAAAGCUUGGAUAAUAAAAAUUCUGAAAAUGAAAAAGACGUAAAUAAUUUAAAUAAUGAACUUAAAAAUUCAAACGAAAUUUUGAAAAAUGAAGUGAAAAAUGAGCAUUUAAAUAAUAAAAAUUUAAAAAAUGAUACAAAAAUAGAAAUAAUAAAUAUAAACAAAUCAAUUCAAGAUGAUUUAAAAAAAAUUAGUGAUAGAUUAAAUAAAAUACAACAAUGUAAUAAAAAUGAAAACAUAUUAAGCAAUAAAACUAAUAAUGAAGAAAAAUCUAUGAGAAAUAUAGAAAUAAAUUUUAAAAGUAAAACUAAUGGAAACAUAAUAAAUAGUUUAAGUGAAAAUAAUAUUGAAAAUGAUUAUUUUAAAAAUGAAUUAUAUGAUAAAUAUUUUAUCUUAAAUGCAAAUGAAGAUUAUGAUCCUAAUAAGCCUAAUGACUUAAACAAAAUAAUAAAAGAAAGAAAAAGGAAAAAGCUUAUUAUGCUAGCUGAGAAAAAGAAAAAACAAGAAAUAGAACAAAUGGAAGAAACAAAAGAAAAGAACAAAAACACGUUAAAAGAUUAUGAAAGUAAUAAACUAUAUGGUUAUAGUGGGAAUAAUACAAAUGAGUGUAUAUACGAAAUAAAAGAAAAACAAAAAUAUAAACAAAAAUAUAUAAAAAAUGGAUUAAAAGAUGAAGAGAAUAGUAAGGGAGGAGAAUACAAAGAAAGAGAAAAAAUAAGCAAAAAAGGAGAAGAUUAUAGUGAAAAUGAGGGUGAAUUAAAAGAAAGGAACGAAGAAAAAAUAAAAAAAAGUACUAGACAAAAUAUAUAUGAUAGUGAUAUAUCAAAUAUAAUAGAUGAAAAUUACAAUUUUAUGAAUAAAAACAAAGAAAAAACACAUAAUUCAAAUGAUAUUAAAAAAGAAGAGACAGUCGUAAAAAAAGAUUUUGCUACAAGGAUGAUGGAAAAGAUGGGAUGGAAAAAAGGUGAAGGGUUAGGAAAAGAUAAACAGGGUAUUAAAGCUCCAUUAAUAUUACAGAAGGUUGAUAAAAGAAGUGGUGUCAUAGUGCAAGCACCUUUAAUUUUAAAAAAUAAUGAUUUAAAAAAUGGAUGUAAUUCUUGUGAAGAUAAAUAUUCUUCAACACAUUCAUUAAAUAACAAUUGCACAAGAAUUAUUGCCUUAACUAAUUUGGUGACUGUUGAUGAAAUAGACGAUACGUUAAAAGAUGAAAUUGAGGAGGAAGCAUCUAAGUUUGGUAAUUUGUUAAAUAUAAAUAUUUUUGUUGAUAAAAAUUCUCAUGAUGCACUUGCUGUAAAAAUAUUCUGUGAAUAUGAAUCAAAAGAGCAAGCAAAAAAUGCAAUGAAUACUUUUAAUGGUAGAAUAUUCGCUGGUAGAAAAGUAGAAGCUUCUUUUGCAAAUGAACAGGAAUAUUACUCAAAUAAGAAAAAUUAG